AUGGAUCGAAUAACUUUGCUCAUCGAUAUGGACUGCUUUUACGUCCAAGUGGAACAAAAAGUGCGUCCAGAAACAGUUGGGUUACCAUGUGCCGUUAUUCAAUACACGAGCUUAGCGGCUGCCUCAUUAAUUGCCGUAAGUUACGAGGCUCGGGAGAAGGGAGUCACACGGAGCAUGAAUGGUGACGCAGCCAAAAACCAGUGCCCUGAUCUGCUGCUAUUUCAAGUCCCCAUGCGACGUGGUAAAGCUGACUUGACUAAGUAUCGUGAUGCCAGUGCAGAAGUCAUAAAGUCGAUUUCUAAGUUUACUUCUAAAAUUGAGCGGGCCAGCAUCGAUGAAGCCUACAUUGAUGCAACAGGCAUAAAUUUAUUUUGCGUUUAUUCGACGUCUAAUGUGGUUAUCGACCCCGAUUCAAUGAAGCAUCUUUAUGAUCCUGGCGACUUGCCAAAUCCCCCUUAUAGCUGUUCAAUCAACGAAAUAUCGGGGCAAAUGGCUGCCAUUGAAUGUUUAUGCGAUGGCCGAAAGUUAAGACAGGCACUCUGUCUGGCUCAAAAAAUCAAGGAUCAGAUUCUUGCAGACACUGGUUUCCGAUGUUCGAUUGGUAUGCUAUCGAAGAUAGCCUGUUCGCUGAACAAACCCGACAAAAUAACUAUCGUGCCGCUAGAGUCAGUUCAGCACUUGAUGAAUUUUACCAGGGUUAAGAAAGUCCCAGGAUUAGGUGGAAAACUCGGAAAGGACUUAGCUCUUCGAUUUAACCUCGAAUUUAUUGGUUCAUUGACUGCCGUUCCCCUCCCAAGGUUAAUUGAAGAAUAUGGUGAAAAAACCGGCACCUGGCUGUACGAACUCUGUCGAGGACGAGAUUACCAAGCAGUGAGUACUCGAACUCUGGUGAAAUCCAUCGCCUGCAGUAAGAACUUUCUUGGGAAAUCUUCACUCAAAAAAGAUGCCGAAAUUCUCCAUUGGUUGACCAACUUGGCUGGCGAAAUUGUUGAAAGGGUCGCCAUCGAUCGAGCCAAUCACAACCGCCUACCCACUGCUUUAUCCCUUUUCCUGCGCUCGGAUCAAUCAGAUACGAGGUCAAGAGCCCUGAGCCCUAAUAUACUGGCCUCUAUCCUUCCGCGUUCUCAACAAAUGGAGGAGGAGGAGACAGAGGCGCAGAUUGCUAGAAGGAUUGCUGAAAUGGCUUAUGGAUCGGUGCGAAGCCUUAUUGGGACAGCUGCCAUCACAAAUAUUUCCUUGUCGGUGGGGAAGUUUAAAUCGGACCACAGCGCGGCUUGCGGAGAUGUUAAAAAAUUCCUUACUGAACCACCAAAACUGGUUAAGAGGGAGUCUUUCUUCCGUCAAUUUUUCGAAAUUGGGAAUCAGGCGGAGCCGUCCACGCCAAAAAAGGUGGCGUUUGAAGGCUCCCUCCACCAGGCUACCGAGCCGAAGGCUCAAGAGGAAACGAAGGCAAGCAAGGAACUAGUCUAUUUUCAGCGUCACAACUCGACGGCAGAGAAGGUUUUGUGUGAGGAGUGCGGAUCUUACGUGCUGGUGCACCUCAUGCCGGAGCAUAGGGACUUCCACUUCGCCAGAAGAGUUCAACAGGAGUGGAAUAGGGAGGUGAAUCGGACACUACAGCCUUUGCAGGUUAAAAAGGAGACUAGAACGAUCCGCGAAACGAAAAGAGGACGUGGACGAGGAAAGAGGGAUCUUGGACUUGCGAAAAUCGACACCUUUUUUCUCAAGAGGGACUAA
This is a messenger RNA of Echinococcus granulosus, 1737 nucleotides long. Its product is annotated as DNA polymerase eta. NCBI's taxonomy places the organism in Eukaryota, Metazoa, Platyhelminthes, Cestoda, Cyclophyllidea, Taeniidae. Gene Ontology annotation, biological process: error-prone translesion synthesis; response to radiation. The transcript is spliced from 7 exons. Bases 1 to 1737 code for a protein of 578 amino acids. Gene Ontology annotation, molecular function: damaged DNA binding; DNA-directed DNA polymerase activity. Gene Ontology annotation, cellular component: site of double-strand break; replication fork; nucleus. The record is from RefSeq and is a predicted model, not a curated record.